GGAGAGAGAAAGAUCGCGAAAUCUGAAAACGCGCCUCAGCAAUGCUGAGCGCUUCCCCUGCGCCGCCCCUGUCAUAAAUAUGGACCAGCACUGUGAGCUGAUGGACUUCUUACCAAAGGAUUAUCAGUACCAUGUAUGUAGGUACAAAGCUGUGAGCCAACCCGGCACUGACCAUAUCGGUUUUGAGGCCACAGUACGGAUGUCCCUUCAGUCUAAGGAGGCGAUCCUGGUGUGGCUGAAGUCCAUGGCAGUUACGUGGAGAGUGGCCUACACCAGGCCCACUAAAGGCCAGAAGAUCAUCUUCAAAGCAGACUACCGGUGCCAGCACAACACCAAGCCCAGGGAAAAAACACCAAAGGCUGGCAGGGUGUCCAAAAAUACAGAUUGCCCUGCUAAACUUAAAGUUACCCUUGUGCGCACUGAAGUCUACCGUGGGCAGCGGAGCAGAAGCACUGAUCCUCACAUACCGGACUACCCAACACUUGUGGAUAUCAGUAAUAUUCACAAUCACAACAUACAUGUGGCUGAUGCUGUGCGUCACCAGGAUGUGGGCAGCAAAGCUGUGGAGAAGCUCACGAAGUUGUUUGAUACUGGGCGCUCGCCAUCCUCAACACUUGAUAUGUUGAAGUAUGAUCUGCAAGUUCAGUGUGAGGAUGACUACAUCUACACCCCAGCAGACCGCGCCAUCUGUCCUGACCUACAGUUCUGCUAUAGGAUGCCGUUCCAUUUCUGUACCCAAUGUGGGACAAAACUGCAGCCUAAUUUCCGAUUCUGUCCAUCCUGUGGAGAGAAGCUUCCGUGUCCCGAGGAUGCUUCUGAACCAGCCGCUUCCGUGUCUGUAAAUGACUCCCCAAGCAAAAGUAAUGGAGCAGCUGCCGUAGUCGCUUCUGAGGAUACAGAAAGUCUUACCUGUACCUCUGUUGUGAUUUCUACCCGUCCUCCUCUGCGGAAGACUCGCAGCUCCCGUCGACAGGUCCAAGUAGAGGACUCCCCCAGUGGAGGUACUCCUCCACCCCUACCCUCUCUCGCCAAAGCUGCCACAAGUAAAGAUCAUUGUGUCGGUUCUGAUGCAUCUCCGCUUCGACCACGGAGAGUUUCUUUCCAGUUUAAAGGCGAAGAACAGCCAGCUCUGGAGUCCUCUUCACCUGUUUUAGGGUCCCCUCGACAAGUCAAGGGAAGGGCAAAGGGCUUGAAACGCGAUUGCGAGGGAAAGCAGGCGGUAGAUGGGAAGAAUCAAACUGAUGAAACAGACCCAAAGGAAGAGGAACUGGCAACUCCCUUGCCCACAUCCCAUGUUUCCUCUCCUGCCCCCAGGUCUCCUUUCAAAGUCAAUGCAAAGGUGAAGAAGACCAAGCGUGUGUCUGCCUUGAUGCCGCUCCAGGGAGGUGAGGAGGUGGUGGACACAGCUGGCAGGAAGUGGAAACUAGGAAAGCUGCAAAGUCAGAGCCCCACAGAGCUCGUCUAUGAAGUGUCGUCCCCCAGUUUCAAAGGCUCCCAACACAUCCUAAAACUGGGAGCUAAAGAUGGAAGGAUCUUCAAUGAGCAGAACUUCUUGCAAAGAGCUGCUAAAUCUUCAUCUGUGCAAAAGUGGAUUAAGUCCAACAAGAUGGAUGUUCUCGGGCUCCCCUCCUGCACUGGCUUUGGUCUCCAUGCAGAUGAAUACAGGUUUCUGAUUUUCCCCAACAUGGGCCAAACGCUCCAAUCCAUCAUGGAGGAGAGAGAGCAGCUCCUGACAGAGAAAACCGUCCUUCACCUCGCCUGUCGGACGUUAGACGUGCUGGAGUACAUCCAUUCAAAUGAGUAUGUUCACGGGAAUAUUGAAGCAGAAAACAUUUACAUCCAGCCGGGAGAGAAACCACAGAUAUUCCUUGUAGGGUACUGCCAUGCCUUCCGAUACUGUCCGGGUGGCAGCCAUGUAGAAUACCGUGAAGCCAGCCGAACACCCCAUGACGGCACUGUAGAAUUUCUUAGUCUGGACUCCCACAGAGGAGCAGGGCCAUCUCGACGCAGCGACCUGCAGUCUCUGGGUUUCUGUUUGCUGCGCUGGCUGACGGGACCACUGCCGUGGACCGCACUGACUGAUCCCGACGAGGUCACCGCCGAGAAACAGAGGUAUAUGAAGGAUGUCCCUGCAUUCUUGAGACACUGCUCUGGGAAGAAGAGGGUGCCCAGUCCACUGCAGGUCUACCUGACAAAGGUGAUGUCUCUGGACUACUCUGAACAGCCGGACUACGCAGCGCUGAGGGAGGCCUUCAGAACUGAGUUAAUGCAGCAGGGCGGCUCUCUGGAGAAACCGCUGGACUUAUAGAGUGCCACAAUGGGAAGAGAAUUGGAAGAUGGACAUGUAAUUUUUGACUAAUUUCACAGUAUUGUUUCUGAUCCAUGUUUUAUAGCACUGAAUUGGGAGUGUUUGUUCUAAUACACUCAGUACUUGUCUUUGGACUCAGUAGCAACCAAAUUAUGUUUGUGGACACAGCGAGUUCCCCUACGAGGACACCGUGACCACCAGAGAGAGUUUUACAAUUCAACGUGAUUCAUCAUCGUCAGCGAUGAAUGUCGUCACAUUUUUCUUAUGUUCUGGAUGUUUUAGGGUUUUUAAAUGAUAGUUUAUAUUCUACCAUUUUUUGAGGCUUAAAUGCUUUUUAUGAAUAAAUUUGACAUUUUUCAUUUCCACAUAGAAUGUAAGGGGGGGGGGGAAGUUCUCUGUAUAUUUGACUCUCCUGUCUGCCGUGCUUGACAGAUGGAAGAGACCUGCCUUAAUAGUAAUAAUUACAAACCCCCCCCCCCCCCCCGGGGGCCUGAUCCAUGUUAACAUGUGGUUUUGUGUGUCUUAAUAAAAUGGUUCUUUAAUCUUCCAGUAAAGUGCUUUUCUUUGUCCUUUAACCUCGAUAACCAAGACGCACCGAGUCCGACCCACCGUUUACUUUUCUUUUUUUGUGUGAUUUUUCCUUGUUUUUCCUCCACAAUUGUACCCAGUCCAUUGUAUCCCACUCUUCCGAGCUGUCCCGGUCGCUCCUCCACCCCCUCUGCCGAUCCGGGGAGGGCUACAGACUACCACAUGCCUCCUCCGAUACAUGUGGAGUC
Lampris incognitus (smalleye Pacific opah) is the source of this 3084-nucleotide messenger RNA. RefSeq names its product VRK serine/threonine kinase 3 (gene vrk3). Lineage: Eukaryota; Metazoa; Chordata; Actinopteri; Lampriformes; Lampridae. The record is from RefSeq and is a predicted model, not a curated record. Bases 80 to 2308 code for a protein of 742 amino acids. The transcript is spliced from 20 exons. Gene Ontology annotation, molecular function: protein kinase activity; ATP binding. Gene Ontology annotation, biological process: protein phosphorylation.